Messenger RNA from Etheostoma spectabile (orangethroat darter), 3047 nucleotides. It is a transcript of the gene rab3c, whose product is annotated as RAB3C, member RAS oncogene family. Gene Ontology annotation, molecular function: GTPase activity; GTP binding. The coding region runs from base 265 to 924 and encodes 219 amino acids. The record is from RefSeq and is a predicted model, not a curated record. NCBI's taxonomy places the organism in Eukaryota, Metazoa, Chordata, Actinopteri, Perciformes, Percidae. The transcript is spliced from 5 exons.
CCCCUCGGUGACGCCGCAGACACGCGUGACGCGCGCUUUUCCCCUUUGCUCGUGCUCGUCUCACGCGAGCCAGCCUCGUCAGCUCAGGGGCGCGUGCCAAACGCGAAGCGAAGGAGGGGACAGCUCCCAGGUGCUGAAAUUGGUCGGCGCUCGAAAGCGAAAGAGAGAGGGGAAGAAAACCAACGCCUGCAUUAGACACAAAUACAAAACCCGUAUUCUGCAACACAGGGGCAGAUACAGAUAGAGCCAAGGUCUUCAAAACAGAUGGCUGCCACUCAGGAUGUAAAAGGAAAGGGAGAGGGCGGGGACCAAAACUUUGACUACAUGUUCAAACUGCUAAUCAUAGGCAACAGCAGCGUGGGCAAAACGUCUUUCCUGUUCCGCUACGCAGACGACGCCUUCACUUCGGCCUUCGUCAGCACAGUGGGCAUCGACUUCAAAGUAAAGACUGUGUACAAAAAUGACAAGAGGAUCAAACUGCAGAUCUGGGACACAGCAGGCCAGGAGCGCUACAGGACCAUCACCACUGCCUACUACCGCGGGGCCAUGGGCUUCAUCCUAAUGUACGACAUCACCAAUGAGGAGUCCUUCGGUGCUGUGCAGGACUGGUCAACCCAGAUAAAAACCUACUCGUGGGAUAAUGCACAGGUGGUGCUGGCUGGAAAUAAGUGUGAUAUGGAAGAGGAGCGAGUGGUCUCAGUGGACAAUGGCAGACUGCUAGCAGAACAGUUGGGUUUUGAAUUCUUUGAGACCAGCGCCAAGGACAACGUCAACGUGAAGCAGACCUUUGAACGUCUCGUUGACCUAAUUUGUGACAAGAUGUCCGAGAGCUUGGACAGUGAUCCGGCCGUCCCCACAGGAGCUCCCACUGCCAAACUCACAGACAGCGCUCCGCCCCUCCAGCAGUCUGGAUGCAACUGUUAGUGACUGACGUCGGGAAGCAAAAGGGAGGGCAGCGCGGGUCCUCUAAGGUGGUAGUGUGCAGAGUUUUGUUCUCCCUUAUCACUCCUGCUAGUGCUGCUUUCUCUGGACUACAGCUCAAACCCUGUUUAGUAGUAGAAUUACAAAAUAUCACCUUAUAUCAAGAGCAAAUAACCAGACAAACAGACAUGGCUAUUGUAAAAUGUGCAACAUUACAGGAUAUCUAUAAUAUAGAGACACCGUAUUCUCAUUCUUCUACUAGUUAGUAUGGUCAUAAACCAAGUAUGUGUGAUAAGGCUGGAAAUAGUCCAUAGUCAUGAUGUACAGUUAAUCCUUAAAACCUUUAAAAAAUCCAUAAGACCUAGAAUAGCUAUAAAAUGAGGGAUAGAGUCAGUGAGUGCUUACAUUUUUAUUUUUUGUACAGUAUGUAUUUUCUUUUUAUAGGAUUAUUUUGUCUCCUAUAGCUGCCAAAUCGAUGAUUUAGUGCACUAUAGUAUGUAGCGGCUUUCCUUUGUGUAAUGAGUGUGUGGUUGUUGUGUGACUGUACAGUAAGUGUGUGUGGGUUUGCAUGAGUGUGAAUAUUACAUCUGAGUCACAAACGAGUGCUGGAACGUUGUCAUCUAAAAAAAAUAAUCUACCUUGGAUAAAAAAGUGGCCUUUUAGCAUCUCCAACACGGCCUGUGUAGUUCUUCUGUCAUGUUUACUUUUGGAAUGAUUCCAGUGUGUAUAAUGUUGCUGUGAGUACUAUUCCACGUUUUGCUGUCUGUAUAUGUGUAAUUGCUCUGAUAAGUAUAUCUGUAAAUCUUAAAAGCAACUAUUUCUAUGUGCUUAGCCUCUUAGAUGACCCGUUAUAGUUUGAUACGAUAAGCAUGCUGCCAAAAGUCUAAAGAUAAAGCCUAAACAUCCUCAACUCCAUAUGAUAGAUGUGAUCCAGCAUUUCAUUAAAUACAAAUCUCACACAAACAAGACACAGUACAGUGUAUGAUAUACAACAACUGAUCAGCUCUGGCAUGGAAGAAACAGCCAUAUAUAAAAAAAAGAAAAGAAAAUCUUUGUGCUUUAUUAAAAUGAUUUCCCUGCUUAAAAAAACACCAUAGACAUAGACUAAACACUAGUUUAAAAUCUGAAUGCAGGCAUGGACACUGAUGUAGUGGUGUUGGAUGAUAACUUGAAGUCAAUAUAGUAUAAAGGUUAUAGCUGAAAUCCAGAAAGCAUUUCAGUCAUACAACUCAUGGAAAAAACGUGCCAAAACGUUCCGAUUCCUUUAGCAUCAUCAGUUGCUUGUUGCAUAGUUGAAUAAAAACUCCCAAAAAAUUGCAUGAAGCCAGUUCUGACUUAUCUAUGUAGAUUUAUAUAAUAAGAUGUGUAUAUAUCACUCUGUGUUACAGAUUUAGAAGCAUUGUCAUAGCAGUUGCUGUGAGAUGCAAUGGGCCAAUAAGUGCAAUAUUUUAUGAAUGAAACCCUGUACAUAGUUUCUCCUGUCCUUGAGUACAAAGACUCUAUCUGCAGUAUGUGAGUGACAGUUCGGUCAGAAUGGCUCUGAAACUGAUGUACAACCCUAAAAAAAAGUGAGAGUGUGCUUCAUUCAGUGACGGCAGCCACUGAAUGUGUGACUUGGUGUGUGUGUGUGUGUGUGUGUGUGUGUGUGCGUGUGUGUGUACCUGCCAUAUUGAACAGACAAAUUACGUAAUAUAGUGCAUUGUUUGUGUAUACCUUUUGUACAAAUGUAUUCACGUACUAUACGCUGUUCCCGCUAACUGUUGGGUGUUGGUUGAUCUUGUAUUAUCAUGUCAAAAAUGCAGUGUUAUUGUGAAAGAUAGUCAGGGAGAUAACUUAGUCCAUGCCAUCUGCCAUACUGUCGAAAUUCUAAGAAAAAGGAUUCACGUACUCUGUGCGUGUGCAUCUGUGUGUGUGUGUGAUAUUAUAAUUUUAUGCUAGUAGCCACGAUGUAAAUUAUUAUUGUGUUGAUCUCCCGUCAAGAUUCAUUUAAUAGACAAAUCUCAAAUCUGGUCCAAUCUCAUUUUAGAAAAAACUUUACAUAUAUAAUUAAUAUAUUUGUUUCUCAGAGUGCAAGCAAAGUUAGAAGUAUGUUUUUGAGAUUAUAAGAAAUAAAUCAAAUUCUAUCA